Molecule: messenger RNA, 653 nt
Organism: Protobothrops mucrosquamatus (brown spotted pit viper)
Lineage: Eukaryota; Metazoa; Chordata; Lepidosauria; Squamata; Viperidae
Exons: 2
Coding region: 3-653 (216 amino acids)
Source: RefSeq, a predicted model, not a curated record
AAAUGAGCAACGCAGAUCUAAAUGAGCGAGACAGAAUCCUUCAGGAAUUCCACGCAGAAACAGUUUUCCUUUCAGGAAACAAAGAAUGGCUGGUGGAGAAGAAUUACUUUGUCGUGAAAAGCACGGUGGAGAAGAUUGUGAAGUGGGCUUAUGAAUCCAGCACUGGGUUGUACCCCUUUGACCCCAUUCCCGUGGGCAGCUACAAUGAAGGGCUGCACCUUCAAGUGGAGAACACUUCCAACGACUUUGACUUCCUUAUCCCAGUGCGGUAUAACUCCAAGUUGGCGCUCCGGAACAGAGUCGUCCCCAGUAAUUCCUCCAGCCGCCCCACCCACCUGCUCCCCACCUACAUUUUUCGCCACAGAGGAAUCCGCAACCUUCCUGACAAAGGGCUGCCGGUCUUUUCCCAGGGCACCAAACUGUUGGUAGACAUUGAGAAUGUGGCGGAGACAGAUGUGAAGAUCUAUUGUGAUAAGCCAAAAUCACAGUUGGGGGAAGAUGAGGAAGAAGAUGAUGACCCUGACUAUCAUAAAUUAGAAAUGUGCCAGGAGAGUCUCAGCUAUCAUAAUUUGGACCCAGAGCAAAUCCUGAAGGACUUUCAUCAAUAUGUAGGGAUUGCCUUGAAUCCAGGUGCACCAUUUCAGAAAAAAUAG